AUGGCUCCAGCCCGUCAGCCCGACCAGGCCUCCUUCGCCAAGGACGAGCGCGUUCUCUGCUUCCACCACGAGAUGCUCUACGAGGCCAAGGUCCUCGACAUCCAGCCUCCCGAGACGGAAAACGACGUCUACCAGUACCGCGUGCAUUACAAGGGCUGGAAGAACACCUGGGACGACUGGGUCGCCCCCGACCGCAUCCGCAAGUUCACCGAGUCCAACAAGGAACUGGCCGCCCAGCUCCACGCCCAGAUGAAGAACCUUCAGAAGAGCACCUCCAAGGUGCCCAAGAAGGGUCUGCGCCCCAACGGCACUGACUCUGCCCGGGGGAGCGAGGAGAGGAGCGCGAGCUUGUUUGCUACCGGCCGUGGGCCUCGCCGGACUCGAGACUACGAGUUGGAGACGGCUUGA
Verticillium nonalfalfae is the source of this 408-nucleotide messenger RNA. RefSeq lists its product as uncharacterized. Gene Ontology annotation, biological process: regulation of DNA-templated transcription; chromatin organization. NCBI's taxonomy places the organism in Eukaryota, Fungi, Ascomycota, Sordariomycetes, Glomerellales, Plectosphaerellaceae. Bases 1 to 408 code for a protein of 135 amino acids. The record is from RefSeq and is a predicted model, not a curated record. Gene Ontology annotation, cellular component: Rpd3S complex; nucleus; NuA4 histone acetyltransferase complex. The transcript has 2 exons.